This is a messenger RNA of Phyllostomus hastatus (greater spear-nosed bat), 5617 nucleotides long. RefSeq names its product nuclear factor of activated T cells 3 (gene NFATC3). Lineage: Eukaryota; Metazoa; Chordata; Mammalia; Chiroptera; Phyllostomidae. Bases 304 to 3534 code for a protein of 1076 amino acids. The transcript is spliced from 10 exons. Gene Ontology annotation, cellular component: transcription regulator complex. Gene Ontology annotation, molecular function: DNA-binding transcription factor activity, RNA polymerase II-specific; RNA polymerase II cis-regulatory region sequence-specific DNA binding; transcription factor binding. The record is from RefSeq and is a predicted model, not a curated record. Gene Ontology annotation, biological process: calcineurin-NFAT signaling cascade; regulation of transcription by RNA polymerase II; cytokine production.
GCGGCACAGCGCGGGAGCGCGCCGGUGGCGGCGGUGACUGUGGCGGAGCGGGGAAUGUCGGCUGCGGCGACAGUGGCGGCUUAGGCACCAGAGACUGGCGGCGGUGGCAGCUCCUGGUGCGGUUCGGCGCGAGGCCAGCUCUAGAGUUCGGAACGGAACGCUCGGCGUCGCGGUCGUGCCCGGAAAGUUUGUUCCGGAGCCGCUACCUUUCGGCCGGCUCGGCCCGGCAUGAAGCGGCGCUGAGGAGCUGUCGCUGCUGUAGUCGCCCCCUGAGGAGGAACCGUAGUACCUUGGGCCACGCCGAUGACUACUGCAAACUGUGGCGCCCACGACGAGCUCGACUUCAAACUCGUCUUUGGCGAGGACGGGGCGCCGGCACCGCCGCCCCCGGGCUCGCGGCCUGCAGAUCUUGAGCCAGAUGAUUGUGCAUCCAUUUACAUCUUUAAUGUAGAUCCACCUCCAUCUACUUUAAACUCACCACUUUGCUUACCCCAUCAUGGAUUACCGUCUCAUCCUUCUGUUUUGUCACCAUCGUUUCAGCUCCAAGGUCACAAAAACUAUGAAGGAACUUGUGAGAUUCCAGAAUCUAAAUACAGCCCAUUAGGUGGUCCCAAACCCUUUGAGUGCCCAAGUAUUCAGAUCACAUCAAUCUCUCCUAACUGUCAUCAAGAAAUAGAUGCUCCUGAAGAUGCCCUACAUAUAAAUGACCCAGAAAAGGAAUAUUUGGAAAGGCCUUCUAGAGAUCAUCUCUAUCUUCCUCUUGAGCCAUCUUACCGGGAGUCUUCCCUUAGUCCUAGUCCUGCCAGCAGCAUCUCUUCUAGGAGCUGGUACUCAGAUGCGUCAUCUUGUGAAUCUCUUUCACAUAUUUAUGAUGAUGUGGAUUCAGAAUUGAAUGAAGCUGCUGCCCGAUUUACUCUUGGAUCCCCUCUGACUUCUCCUGGUGGCUCCCCAGGGGGCUGUCCUGGAGAAGAGUCCUGGCAUCAACAGUAUGGACUGGGACACUCCUUGUCACCCAGGCAAUCUCCUUGCCACUCUCCUAGAUCUAGUGUCACUGAUGAGAAUUGGCUGAGUCCCAGACCAGCUUCAGGACCCUCAUCAAGGCCUACUUCCCCCUGUGGGAAACGGCGGCACUCUAGUGCCGAGGUUUGUUAUGCUGGAUCCCUUUCACCCCAUCACUCACCUGUUCCUUCUCCUGGCCACUCCCCAAGGGGAAGUGUAACAGAAGAUACCUGGCUCAAUGCUUCUGUCCAAAGUGGAUCAGGGCUUGGUCCUGCCCUUCUUCCACCAUUUCAGUACUAUUUAGAGACUGAUAUCCCUCUGAAAACAAGGAAGACUUCUGAAGAUCAAGCUACUGUACUACCAGGAAAAUUAGAGCUCUGUUCAGAUGAUCAAGGGAGUUUAUCACCAUCUCGGGAGACUUCAAUAGAUGAUGGCCUUGGAUCUCAGUAUCCUUUAAAGAAAGACUCAUCUGGUGACCAGUUUCUUUCAGUUCCUUCACACUUUACCUGGAGCAAACCCAAGCCUGGCCACACCCCUAUAUUUCGCACAUCUUCGUUACCUCCGCUAGACUGGCCUUUACCUACUCAUUUUGGACAAUGUGAACUGAAAAUAGAAGUGCAACCUAAAACUCAUCAUCGAGCCCAUUAUGAAACUGAAGGUAGCCGAGGAGCAGUAAAAGCAUCUACUGGUGGACACCCUGUUGUGAAGCUGCUGGGAUACAGUGAAAAGCCGAUAAAUCUACAGAUGUUUAUUGGAACAGCAGAUGAUCGAUAUUUACGACCUCAUGCAUUUUACCAGGUGCAUCGAAUUACUGGGAAGACAGUUGCUACUGCAAGCCAAGAGAUAAUAAUUGCUAGUACAAAGGUUCUGGAAAUUCCACUUCUUCCUGAAAACAAUAUGUCAGCCAGUAUUGACUGUGCCGGUAUUUUGAAACUCCGCAAUUCAGAUAUAGAACUUCGAAAAGGAGAAACUGAUAUUGGCAGAAAGAAUACUAGAGUACGACUUGUGUUUCGCGUACACAUCCCACAACCCAAUGGAAAAGUCCUUUCUCUGCAGACUGCUUCUAUACCUGUUGAGUGCUCCCAGCGGUCUGCUCAAGAACUUCCUCAUAUUGAGAAGUACAGCAUCAACAGUUGUUCUGUAAAUGGUGGCCAUGAAAUGAUUGUGACUGGAUCUAAUUUUCUUCCAGAAUCGAAAAUCAUUUUUCUUGAAAAAGGACAAGAUGGACGACCUCAGUGGGAGGUAGAAGGGAAAAUAAUCAGGGAAAAAUGUCAAGGGGCUCACAUUGUCCUUGAAGUUCCUCCAUAUCAUAACCCAGCAGUUACAGCUGCAGUGCAGGUGCACUUUUAUCUUUGCAAUGGCAAGAGGAAAAAAAGCCAGUCUCAACGUUUUACUUACACACCAGUUUUGAUGAAGCAAGAACACAGAGAGGAAAUUGACUUGGCUUCAGUUCCAUCAUUGCCUGUGCCUCAUCCUGCCCAGACCCAGAGGCCUUCCUCAGAUACAGGACACGGAUGUGACAGUGUACUGUCAGCACAGCGAAGCUUGGUUUGUCCCAUCCAGCAAACAUAUGCAUCCAUGGUAACAUCAUCUCAUCUGCCACAGUUGCAGUGCAGGGAUGAGAGUGCUGGUAAAGAGCAGCACAUGAUACCUUCUUCAGUCAUGCACCAGCCUUUUCAAGUCACACCACCACCUCCUGUGGGGUCUUCCUAUGAGCCUAUGCAAACUAAUGUUGUGUACAAUGGACCAACUUGUCUUCCUAUUAAUGCUGCCUCUAGUCAGGAAUUUGUUCCAGUUUUGUUUCAGCAAGAUGCAGUUCUUCCUAGUUUAAUAAAUCUUGGCUGCCAACCACCAUCAUCCAUACCCUUUCAUUCUUCAAACUCAGCCUCACCAGGACAUAUCUUAACCCAUAUACCUCAUUCUGUGCAUACCCUGCCUCAUCUGCAGUCGAUGGAAUACCAUUGUUCAAACACAGGACAAAGAUCUCUUUCUUCUCCAGUGGCUGACCAGGCCACAGGUCAGCCUUCCCCUCAGUUACAGUCCAUUACAUAUGGUUCUUCACAAUUAGGGUCUGCUACAACAGUUUCCCCAGCAGCUUCUCAUACCCUGGCCAGUUCACCACUUUCUGGACCCCCGUCUCCUCAGCUGCAGCCUAUGCCUUACCAAUCUCCUAGCUCAGGAACUGCCUCAUCACCAACUCUAGCCACCAGAGUGCAUUCUGGACAGCAUUCAGCUCAAGCACAAAGUACAGGUCAGGGAGGUCUUUCUGCACCUUCAUCCUUAAUAUGUCAGAAUUUGUGUGAUCCAGCUUCAUUUUCAUCUGACAAAGCAACUGUGAACAUUAAACCUGAACCUGAAGAGCAGGAACCUAACUUUUCAACAAUUGGUCUACAGGACAUCACUUUAGAUGAUGUGAACGAGAUCAUUGGAAGAGACAUGUCCCAGGUUUCUGUUUCCCAAGGAACAGGGGUGAGCAGGCAGGCUCCCCUCCCUGGUCCCGAUUCCCUGGAUUUAGGAAGAUCUGACGGGCUCUGACAGCGCUUGCUGCAACCUUGCAUCCACCACCACCAUAUACUUCUCAGCAUGUUUCUCUCCUUGGAGCUUGGGUUCCAACUCUGUGGCCUUAGGGACUGGCACCAGGAACCAGAGGCCACAGUUCGUGGGGAAAGCAGCAUUCCUCCACCUCAGGCCUUGGGUCGAUUUUGUAAAAGAACAGGAGCAGCAUAGGUUGUUUGAGCUUUGGGGAACUGGGCUUUGCUUUUUAUUUUUGAAUAGGAUACUUUUAUAUGAUGGGUGCUUUGAGUGUGAAUGCAGCAGGCUCUUUGUUUCAGAGGUGCUGCUUUUUCAGGUGACUUGGUUGCUUAGCUAGGACUGGUGAUUUGUACUGCUCUAUGGUCAUUUGAAGGACCCUUUAGCUUUAAUGACAUUUUUAAAAUAGAAACUUUUGAUAAAACCUUCUAGAGGCAAACAUAAAAGACAGAAAUUCUCCCAAGCCCACACCUAUGCCUCAGAAACUCAGCAUGUGUCCUGAAGCCUUUCAUAGAUCCAUGGGAAAUAAAGCCAAAUGUAGCUCAUACCUCUUUAUAAAAGUAAACUUAGAUAAAAUGAGAAGAGACCAUUCCAAUCAUUGAAGUAUUGGAAUAUAAAAUGACAUUCCAGAGCAUAGCCUUUUUGUAACUUUCUAGGUAAUUUUCCUGCAGUCUCUCCAUUCUGCCUCCAUGCUGAAAUUGCUUUUUUCCCCUCAGGGCCUUAGGUAAGAUAGCUACUUAUAAGGUGACUUUAAAAGGUGAGGUUUUAGUUUGGUAGCUUUAAUUUCCUGUCAUUCUACAAACAAGUGCUCUUCCCCUUUGUGCCCUUUUCCAAGUGGAAGCAUCAGCGUUUGGCUACUCUGUAACCUUUGAAGCCAGUCUCGGGAUGGUUUAAGCAACUUUACUGGCUCUAACUCAUCUCUAGGGGCCAGGCUGUGUUCAGGAGCUAAGCACAAAUGAGCUAUGCUUCAGAACAGGAGCAGAGAAAAUGCAGGACCCUAGAUGGCAGGUUUUUAAGAUUCACACUGGCAUAGAAGGCUUAUCCCUCAUUCUGUUUACAGUCUCAGAUGCUUCUGGCCUACCUUGUUCCAUCUGCACGGCCUGAAAACCAGCCUUUUGCCAAAAAGGCUUUGAGGCAAAUCCAAAAAUGAGGUAGCAUCAGACUUGAUCCUCCAGACCAAAGAUGCCAUGGUGCUGCUGCAGGAGAGGCUGGCGCUCAAGGCAGGGGCCAGCAACAAACUCCAGCCUGCUGUCUACCAAAGGAGGUGCCCAACUCGGGUGCUUUUUUCAAGCUCCACCCUUCCCCUUCCCAUUAGUGGGAUAAGUUAUCUGGUCCAAAGCCUGGGCCUAUUUCAAAGUUCCUGAAGUUUGCAGUAUGUUUUCAGAUGAAAUUAUAUACUUUCAUUUAUUCAGAAAGCACAUUUUUUUGAGUGCCUACAUAUGAGACACUGUGCUGGGCUGGUCAAAGGUUUGAUGCUGUUAAUUCCAGGGGAUUGUGGGUCUUAGAUGCCAGGAUUCUCUACUAAAGCCAAGUGAGUCCCGGGCAGAGGGAGCGAGCUCGUUGCCCACCACCUGUAGCCAGGUAGGAGCUGUUGACCCAAGAUGAGUAAGUAUGGGGUUUUUUGUUUGUAUUGUUUUGUUUUUUCCUUUAAACCAUGAUGUUUUAAAUUUUUCCCUUAAAACUAGUUAGGAAAAUCACUGUUACUCUGGUCCCUCUCAGACCAAGUGUUUUCAUAUUUUCUUUGAAAGUGAGUUUUGUGUCAGUGUCGAUAGAUUUUUCAGAGCUGUGGUUGGAAGCCCACAGCUUCCUUUGGAAGUUGUGGGGGACUGGCCCCCAAGAUUAAGUUCCAAGGAGCUGGCCAGACUUGCCUCCACCGUCUUGCCCCUGGUGUAGCUGCCUCACAUGGGUUUCUUGCAAAAGUUCCCCUUGCAAGAUCCAUUGGGGGUUGCUCUGCUCUGUCCUCAAAAAAUAAAAGCCUCUAUGAUCCUGAGUUGCUAUGCACCAAAUUUUGAUGCCUUUUAAAUACCUUGAUGCCUGUAGCACUAGAAAUGCUUUCCUAUUUAAAAUAAAAGUUAAAUUUUAAAAUAGA